AAUUACAAUUCCUAUCAUUUCAAAUCACUUCCAAUAUCAUCCAAACCUUCAUUCAACAAAAAUGAUGAAAAAGCAACUUGUGUUGUCCUUCUCCAUAGCAGUGCUGCUUUCAUCUUUGUUUUUCACCACCACUUUAGCCCAGUUAGCACCAGCAGCUUCGCCUCUAAAACCACCACAACCUACCCCUACACCACCAGCUGAAGCUCCUAAACAACCAUUGGUUCCCUCAUUGCCACAGUCACCAAGUGAUUCCACCCCUGACACUUCAGCUGUUGACAUUGUUGGAAUCCUGAGACAAGCCAAAGCAUUCAACAUCCUAAUCAGACUCAUGAAAACCACCCAAUUGAUCAACCAACUCAAUGCACAACUCCUCACUACUAAAUCAGGUGGCAUCACCAUUCUAGCACCUGAUGACGGUUCCUUCUCCGAACUCAAACCAGGCUUCCUCAACUCUCUUUCUGAUGGCCAAAAGCUCGAGCUCUUACAGUUCCACGUUAUUUCAGAGUAUGUGUCUAGCUCCAACUUUGAUACUCUAACCAACCCUGUGAGAACACUUGCAGGAGCUAAACCUGGAAAGGUGGAACUGAAUGUGAUAAGUUACGGAGGGAGUGUGAACAUCUCAACGGGUGAGGUUAACACCACCAUCACUGGCAUUGUAUACACAGAUAAGCAUCUUGCUAUUUACAAGGUGGGUAAGGUGCUUCUUCCUAUGGACUUCUUUGCUGUGGCCAAGGCACCUGCAAAGGGACCAUCUUUGGCACCAGAACCUUCAGCAAAGGCUCCUAAAGCGGAUAAGGAUCCAUUAUCCCCAGAUUCCUCAGAAUCAUCUCAAACUAAUCCCACCAGCAACAACUCUGGCUCUGAGAAAAUCCAUGUGCAUGGAAAGUGGGUGUCCCUUGUUCUUGGACUAGUUGCUGUGACUGCAUUGUCUUCGUAAACAAGAACUGGACUUGAGGAAUUUACAAAAAUCGAUGGCAUUACAUACUAUUCAGUUAAUAUUCAAGAGUGUUAUAUGAUUGGGAGAAAGGAGUGAGCACUGCAGUGGCGAAUCAUCCGAGUAUUACAGAUUAGAGUGUCUGUGAUUUGACUGAUUGUUGUCUCCCUCAAUAAAUUUAAGUGUUUUUGGUUU
Messenger RNA from Vigna unguiculata (cowpea), 1129 nucleotides. Its product is annotated as fasciclin-like arabinogalactan protein 11. The record is from RefSeq and is a predicted model, not a curated record. Gene Ontology annotation, cellular component: plasma membrane. Gene Ontology annotation, biological process: plant-type secondary cell wall biogenesis. NCBI's taxonomy places the organism in Eukaryota, Viridiplantae, Streptophyta, Magnoliopsida, Fabales, Fabaceae.